Penicillium bovifimosum is the source of this 1836-nucleotide messenger RNA. RefSeq names its product putative ATP-dependent Clp protease. Gene Ontology annotation, cellular component: mitochondrial matrix. The transcript is spliced from 2 exons. Gene Ontology annotation, biological process: protein catabolic process; proteolysis. Lineage: Eukaryota; Fungi; Ascomycota; Eurotiomycetes; Eurotiales; Aspergillaceae. The record is from RefSeq and is a predicted model, not a curated record. Gene Ontology annotation, molecular function: ATP binding; ATP hydrolysis activity. Bases 1 to 1836 code for a protein of 611 amino acids.
AUGCUGUGGCGGCCUCUGCAUUGUCGCCGUCCGGCCGCCUUGGCCUGCCAUAACGUUGUCCGGUGUCGGUUUAUUCAGUCGUACCGCCAGUCAACACGCCACCUGUCUAGCUCCUCGUCCACAUUCCCAACAUUGUCUCAAUUCAACCGAUCGGAAUUUACAAGUCAGCCAUUUACUGGAAGCUAUGAGCCUGGGGUUCCCACUCCUGGGCCACUGGGCUCGACGCCGGCCUUUGGCGCCCCGCGCAUCACACCGAAAGUUUUGAAACGAUAUCUUGACCAAUAUGUCGUUGGCCAGGACCGCGCGAAGAAAGUGCUCAGUGUCGCCGUAUACAAUCACUAUCAGCGCGUGCAAGAACUACUGCGUCGGGCGGACGAAGCGGCUGAAGCUCUCGCGAAGCGUCAGCGGAGAGAAGCACUCGAAAGUCAUGCCUCAGAUGACGAUUUUCCAGUACCACACAAGACUGUCGGUAUACCACAAACCCCCCGGUCUCGUCAAAACACCCCCUUGGAGCUACCGAAUCUUGCCGAUACAUCACCAUUGGAGCUUGAGAAGUCCAACAUUCUGUUAUUAGGCCCAUCUGGGGUAGGGAAAACGCUUAUGGCCAAAACUCUUGCUAGGGUUCUGUCUGUGCCUUUCAGUAUCUCCGACUGCACCGUGUUCACUCAAGCCGGGUACAUUGGAGAGGACGCCGAAACAUGCGUUCACCGACUUCUGGCAGCCGCAGACUACAACGUGGAGCAAGCAGAACGUGGAAUUAUUGUUCUUGAUGAGGUAGAUAAGAUCGCAGCGGCGAAGGUCAGUCAUGGCAAAGACGUCGGUGGUGAAGGAGUUCAGCAGGCACUACUGAAGAUCAUCGAAGGCACAACCGUACAAGUCCAGGCCAAACCAGAGAAGAAUCCUCGCGCAGCUAGCCCUCCUAACAGUUAUCCAUCCAACAGCCCAUUGGGUAACGGGACAUUUCAACCCAACAGUCCCAAUCCACCCGUGAAGGGAGAGGUGUAUAAUGUACGCACGGACAAUAUUUUGUUCGUGUUCUCCGGCGCCUUCGUUGGACUACACAAAACCAUCAUGGACAGAAUUUCUCGUGGAUCUAUAGGAUUUGGCCAGCCGGUCAGACCACCCUCAACCACCAGUGACUUCCCUGGUUCUGCAAAUACCUCUCCCAGUCAGCCACUUCCAAUUCUCCCCGGAUCUGAGGAAGAAGCACUAUACAAGAAGCACCUCCCCUUCUUCACCUCUGCAACGCCAGCUGGCUCUGGCGCCGAACCGACCUACUUCAACGCACUCGACUUGUUAACACCCUCAGACUUGCAAAGUUAUGGCUUCAUUCCAGAGCUGAUAGGGAGAAUCCCGGUUACCGCUGCCCUUUCGACACUAUCACAGCACUUGCUUGUGCGCAUCCUCACCGAGCCCCGCAACUCUCUUUUAGCCCAAUACACGACCCUCUUCUCCCUUUCGGGCAUUGAGCUGCGCUUCACAACCCCGGCACUUCACAAAGUAGCCGCAAAUGCCUUUACAAUGGGCACCGGCGCCCGUGCUCUGCGCACUGAAAUGGAAACUAUCCUCAGUGACGCGAUGUUCGAAGCUCCCGGCUCGAGCGUAAAAUACGUCCUUGUAACCAAGGCCGUGGCUGAGCGCAAGGAAAAGCCUAUCUAUCUAGCCCGUGGACAAGGUGGUCGCUUCCACGCUAUGAUCUCCGCCGAGGAAAGUCAGUGGGAGGAAAAGAACCGUGGGGACAAGCAAGGACCCGAUAAGAAAACCAAACCGCAGGAUGAUGCGGAUAGCCCCACUCCUUCGAACUUCCAGGAGUACCGGAGUCGGGCGAUCGGGUAA